UUUCUCUCUAUAUAUUCAGACUUUCCAUUUGUGAUUAAAAUUUUUACACUUUUUUUUAUAAUAACGUGGACAUUUUCCCCAAGGGUGAACAAUGAGGACUACUGGUGCAGUGGACUGUUUGUACUAUUGCAUGCUCAUCCUGCAGCUUGUGCAUCAGCCCGCUGCCAAGCAAGUGCUCCGGUACCGCUUAGCUGAGGAAGGACCCGCCGAUGUCAGAGUAGGCAACGUAGCCGGCGACUUGGGCAUAGUAGCUGGGUCCGGUGAGGUGACUUUCACUCUUGAAUCUGGCUCAGAUUUUUUCAAAAUAGACAACAUAACAGGUGAGCUCACCACCAAUGAAAGGCGAAUAGACCGCGAGAAAUUACAGCAGUGCCAAAUGAUCUUUGACGAAAAUGAGUGUUUUAUAGAUUUUGAAGUGUCCGUGAUUGGACCAGCACAGAGCUGGGUCGACCUCUUUGAAGGAAAAGUCAUCAUAUUAGAUAUAAAUGACAACACCCCGUCUUUCCCUUCACCUGUCCUGACUCUGUCUGUGGAGGAAAACAGACCCAUAGGAACUCUUUAUCUACUGCCCACAGCCACAGACAGAGAUUUUGGCAGGAAUGGAAUAGAAAGAUACGAGCUUAUUCAGGACAAUGGGGAGAACUCAAGGCGCUUGGGGUCUUCUGGGGAUCCAUACUCUGGGAAGAGGAGAUUUGAGGAAGGAGCAAGCAGGAGCAGUGUCUUUGAACUGCAAGUUGCUGACACUACUGAUGGAGAGAAGCAGCCUCAACUCAUCAUUAAAGGAGCCCUUGAUAGAGAACAGAGAGACUCCUAUGAGCUCACGUUGCGCGUUAGGGAUGGUGGAGAUCCCCCUCGCUCUUCUCAGGCCAUUUUGAGGGUAAUGAUCACUGACGUGAAUGACAACAGCCCUCGAUUUGAGAAGAGUGUGUAUGAAGCCGACCUAGCAGAAAACAGCCCCCCUGGUGCACCCAUACUACAGCUUAAAGCGGCUGAUGCAGACGUGGGGGUUAAUGGUCAAAUCGAGUAUGUGUUUGGGGCAGCCACAGAAUCAGUAAGGAGGCUGCUGAGGUUGGAUGAGAGCACAGGGUGGCUGAGUGUGUUGCACCGCAUUGACCGUGAAGAAGUGAGCCAACUGAGAUUCACAGUAAUGGCCCGUGACCGAGGCCAGCCACCCAAAAUGGACAAGGCCACAGUGGUGUUAAACAUCAAGGAUGAAAAUGAUAAUGUCCCUUCUAUUGAAAUCCGAAAAAUUGGACGCAUUUUUCUAAAAGAUGGGGUGGCUAACGUGGCUGAGGAUGUGGUGGUGGACACACCCAUUGCCUUAGUUCAGGUAUCAGACCGUGAUCAGGGGGAAAAUGGCAUAGUUACCUGCACAGUGGUAGGAGAUGUGCCUUUUCAGCUCAAACCAGCCAGUGAGAUGGAGGGUGAGCAGAAUAAAAAGAAGUAUUUCCUGCACACGUCUGCACCACUGGACUAUGAAGCCACACAGGAAUACAAUGUGGUCAUAGUGGCUGUGGACUCCGGAAGCCCUAGCCUGGCAAGUAAUAACUCUCUUAUCGUCAAAGUGGGCGACACUAAUGACAACCCUCCUAUCUUCAGUCAGAAUGUAGUAGAGGUGUCGUUCCCUGAAAACAAUGCCCCUGGCGAGAGGGUGACAACAGUAGCAGCAAUUGAUGCAGAUAGUGGGAAGAAUGCUGAAAUAGCUUAUUCCCUAGACUCAUCAGUAAAUGGGAUUUUCUCUAUUGAUGCAGACAGUGGAGAUAUCCGAAUAAACACCAUCCUGGAUAGAGAGCAAACAGAGCGCUACGAAUUCAAAGUGAUCGCUAAAGAUAAGGGUAUAAACACACUUCAGGGUUCUGCAACUGUGGUUGUCCUUGUGGCCGACAAGAAUGACAAUGAGCCAAAGUUCAUGCAGGAUGUGUUCACUUUCUAUGUAAAAGAAAACCUUGAUCCAAACAGCCCAGUUGGCAUGGUUACAGUGAUUGAUGCAGAUAAAGGCCAAAAUGCAGAGAUGGGUCUUUUUAUUGAGGAAGAGGAAGACAUCUUUUCCAUUGAGAAUGAAACUGGGACUAUUUUCUCCACCUUGUCCUUUGAUCGAGAGCAGAAAACUACAUACACAUUCCGCGUUAAAGCUGUGGAUGGUGGUGACCCUCCCCGAUCCGCCACAGCCACAGUUUCACUCUUCGUCAUGGAUGAAAAUGACAAUGCUCCAACAGUCACUUUUCCAAUAAACAGCUCUUACACCCUUCUUCCUCCCUCCAGUAAUAUCAGAACAGUAGUCAGAACAGUCGUGGCCACUGAUACAGACACUGGCAUCAACGCGGACCUCAACUACAGCAUUAUUGGGGGCAACCCCUUCAAGCUGUUUGAGAUUGAUGGAGGCACUGGGGUCAUUUCACUGAUGGCGAAGCUUGAGCAGAAACAUUACGGCCUCCACAGACUGGUAGUCCAGGUGAAUGAUAGUGGGCAACCUUCGCAGAGCACCACCACACUUGUUCAUGUGUAUGUUAAUGAGACACUUUCCAAUUCUACAGUAGUAGAUGCCCAGGUGGCUAAGAGUCUGAGCACAUCUCUUAACACUAACAUUGCUGGUGACCCCAACUAUGAUCUAAGCAAACAACGCUUAAGCAUAGUAAUUGGAGUAGUUUCAGGCAUCAUGACUGUCAUUCUCAUCAUUCUUGUUGUUGUCAUGGCCCGUUAUUGCCGUCCAAAGAAUAAGAAUGGCUAUGAGGCUGGGAAGAAAGAUCAUGAAGACUUCUUCACACCACAGCAACAUGACAAAUCCAAGAAGCCCAAGAAAGACAAGAAGAAACAGAAGUCCAAACAGCCUCUCUACAGUAGUAUUGUCACCGUAGAGGCUUCCAAACCCAAUGGGCAGCGCUAUGAUGGCGUCAACGAGAAGCUGUCGGACAGUCCUGGCAUGGGCCGCUACCGUUCAGUCAACGGUGGGCCAGGGAGCCCAGACCUGGCACGGCACUACAAGUCCAGUUCACCGCUACCCACUGUUCAGCUUCACCCACAGUCACCAACAGCUGGGAAAAAGCACCAGGCAGUUCAGGACCUUCCCCCUGCCAAUACCUUUGUUGGUACCGGAGAUAACAUUUCUCUCGGAUCUGACCACUGCUCUGAGUACAGCACUCAAACCAUCAACAAGUACAACAAACAGCCGUUUCGCCGAGUGACCUUCUCGGUGGUGAGCCAGCCCCAGGACCCUCACCAGCAGGGAUCUCUGCAGAGCUGUUACGACAGCGGCCUGGAUGAAUCCGAGACACCCAGCAGCAAGAGUUCGUCGGGCCCCCGGCUGGGCGCCCUUCCCCUGCCUGAGGACAGCUACGAGAGGACAACGCCGGAUGGCAGUGUCGGUGAGGCAGAGCACAUGGAAAAUGACUCCCGGCCCUUGCCUGACGUAGCCAUGACUGGCAAGUGCACACGGGAAUGCGACGAGUAUGGCCACUCGGACUCCUGCUGGAUGCCUGUGCGCACGUCGCCGGAGCGACGGCCAUCUAAGUCAACAACCAACCCCCAACAACCAAAGCUUUCCACUUUCAUGACCGCCAAUGGUGGCGGCAGCAGCAGCGCUGAGCAGCCCGGCAGCCAGGAGACCCUCGCCAUGGCCGCCAUGGCCAACGGAGACCCCACCGCUGCUCACAUGAUGGGAGACCGCAAUCGCAACCUGCUCAACAAGAAGAUGGCCUCCUCCUCCUCUUCCUACGAGGCCUUCGGUUCACCUUCCUACAGCUCGCCGGGAGGCGGGGAGGAGGUGCUGGGCCACCCCACUGAGGAGAUCCCCCUUGCACCUACUGGGGAGUACAAGCCCACAUCUUGUGGUACUCUGACACGACGGGAGGUGUACCUGUGAGCUGAGAGGUUUCCACACAGCUUGUGUGCCACCACACGUGGCAUUGAAAUACACUUCUAAGCAUAGUUGUUUACCCAUCACCAUUAAAGCUCUAGAAGAUUUUAGCCACUCAAAGUAGGACUAAACUUUCUCCGAAGACCUUUACAACAACUCCCCUAAUGAAAAAUCUGAGUGGACAAAUAAACAUUUUUAAAGUGCUAACCCCAGCUUUGACUUAGAGGAAAAAAGGAGGAGGAGGAGGAGGAACUUUGAGCAAGGCUGUUCUAUUGGCAAGUCGGGCUCUUGGGACACAAUCUGCUGCUUGACAGUCAAUCUGUACAGUAAUCAACUCAUUUUACAUAUAUAGAGCACACGCAUGAGUCAUCCCUGUUCUCAUUGAAGGCCCCCUCCCCUUAAGACGACACUGUACAAAACAGCCCUUUUUUGUUUUUUUUUUUUUUUUUUUGUUUUAUAGAAUCAAAGCUGUACAUCUCAACUGUUUUGACUUUGCAGUGUGUCUGAAUUUGCCUUUCUUUAAAAAAAUUCAGAACAGUGCAAGAGUAUGUCCAAGAGGCAGUGUGGCCAGAGACACAAACUGGAUUCUUGUGAUUUAUCAAACUGACCAUGGAUUCUGUCACCUAUGGCAUUUAUGCUUAAAGUUACAGAUCAAAAAGCCAACUGCAUAUGUAUCAUGUAAAGAUAGGUAGGACUAAGCUUUAAAUACUCUGUCCUCUUCUUGAUCUGGAGACUCUUGGAUAGAAGUGGGAGCUAGAGGAAUUUGCUGCAACAUCUGUUUAGCUGGACUGCAACCCCACUCGGAGCCUAUGAUGAACUUGUAACGACUGAUUCUAACCAACAGUGUACACACUUUUCAGAGGUAUCACUCAAUGUACAUAAACAUUGGACCUCAGCGACAGUGUUGACUGCUCUCAUUCCUCCCUUUCCUUAGUCUCUCUUUGUCUUUGAUUGGUGACAUCAAGACCAAAACCCUCCUGAGAAAUGCAAGAUCUUACACCGACAACUGCAUUAACUGGAAGAGCGUGGUGGUGUUCAGUUUUUGGAUCGCCUGUGUAGAAUGGUACAUUUGAAACCAAGCUGUAACACCUAUUUUGCUCAAAUGAACACACACACAUGCAGAAACAAAUCUAUUUCAUUAAGGCCAGUGGCACUGCCAUAAUGACUGAAAAAUUCUUGGUAAGCACAGUGUCUGGCUUUAGGUUACAUGUACACAGGUGAAGUUGGAAUUUUAUGUGUAUUAGGAGUGUGUCUGUAAAAGUGCACCUUUGAUAGGCUUAAGAGGGCAUAAACAUGGCAAAGUUGGUCCUAAAACAGCUGCAAGGACAGUCUUUUACAGCUAUUUCCUUCCCUUUUUCUUUUCUUUUUUUUAUUUAUGUGCGUGUGUAGGACUGAGCAAUAAAUUUCAUAAUGUACAAGCGACUAACAAGCAUCAGCUCCUAUUUUACGCCCUCUCUCAAGCCUUCAAGGUGACACUAGUCACCACACUCCUGUCCAAGAUUCCUUUAAGCACUCGUAGUUGUUGCUUUGCGUAGCAUGAAUGUAAGAAUCAGCUCAGUGGAGAACAAUCACAAAGCGGCAACGUCUGAAUGAAUAGAUACCAGGAGGUGUUUGGAUUACACGCUGAGAAAUUUGGUGUCAAAGUGAAAAAAACCAAAGCUUCGCAAGCAGGAUGAAGCGUCCCAACCCACUUCUCACACACACACACAAAGAAAAAUAGCUUUCUUAGAGGACUUUGCUUUAAGUAAACAUCACAUGGAGAAUUUCUUUUUUCUGUUUCUUAUUUUUUUCUAAUUGAAAGAUUGAGCUUGAAUGAUAAUGUGAUGUUUCA
Melanotaenia boesemani (Boeseman's rainbowfish) is the source of this 5684-nucleotide messenger RNA. RefSeq names its product protocadherin 7b (gene pcdh7b). The record is from RefSeq and is a predicted model, not a curated record. The transcript is spliced from 3 exons. NCBI's taxonomy places the organism in Eukaryota, Metazoa, Chordata, Actinopteri, Atheriniformes, Melanotaeniidae. Gene Ontology annotation, cellular component: plasma membrane. Bases 92 to 3859 code for a protein of 1255 amino acids. Gene Ontology annotation, biological process: homophilic cell-cell adhesion. Gene Ontology annotation, molecular function: calcium ion binding.